UUUUUUUUCAAACUUGAAGCCAAGCAAAUUCUUGGAUUGGAAUUCAUGCCUUUUCAUACCCUAUGCCUUCGUGCCUUGCGUCUUACUCCUCGAGCUGUUGGUCGUUAAGAAAAAAAGCAGAAGGGUGACCUUGGGCUGGAUUGUCUUUUUUUUUAUAUACGUUAGACUCAUAGAUCACAGUUCUGUUUUGUUGCUGCUUUCGUCACUUAUGGUUGAUCUCUUGUUUCGGUUCGAAGUCUUAAAAUGAUGCCCUCAUCAUGAACCUCCACAAUGUCAUCAGCAGCUAGGUCUUCAAUCCUAGGCCAAGGGCGUCAGGCCUGGCGAUCACUUUACGAAUUAGUCGACACAUUCAGUUCAAAAGUGUCGCCGAGGCAAAACCCAAUCAACCGUCUUGGACCGCAUCAAAGUACCUCGUUUUCCUCCAUAGCGACUCCGCGGUUGUCGAAGCCUCCGUGGUCUUUUCCGCGGGUUCCAAAGUAUUGCGGCAAUAAUGUUCGUCGCAGCUUUACCUCUAGUGGGCUGCUCUUGAUCGGACUCGCAUCACCGUGUUCGACAACUUCUGCCGUUACUGUAAAAUGUUCGGUAGCUGCGGACUCUGUUAUCCUCGGGAGCGCGGGUCAAACGGUGAACAUUGGCAGGUUGGCAAGACAGGCAUGGGUUAGAGACAUACAUACCACUACUCGGAGAAGAGUGGUAAGGGUCCAUCGAAGAACGAAAACAUCCAAGUCUAACACCGACAGUGGAAGCUCGGCGGUCUCUCAGCAGAAGAAUGGACCUUCGUCGCAAUCCGCUUUGAGUGCGAAGCCUAACACAAAGCCCGACGCAGGUCUACCCGAAGCGGAGUCUACGUCUGCGCCUGUGUCCAAAUAUUUUCAUCUACCUACAAUGCCGCACCUACCACAUCGACCCACGAAAGAGGAGUUUUUAGCUGCCGCCAAUGGCUUUUGGGAACGGUUGAAGGUUCGUUUUAAGUGGUUCUCUAUCAGAAGCAUGAGACCGUGGAAUAUAGAUGAAUGGGGUGCAUUUGUGUCCUGGUUUCUGUUUGGUCAUCUAGUCUGGAUUCUAGUCGGCACAACAACUUUCUUCUCGCUGGGUAUACUCUUUAUUAACACUGUUUUUGCGCAAGAAACUUUGGCAAAAUGGGUUGGCGAUUAUUUGACCGAGUCUGCUGGUGUAACUGUGGUUUUCGAGUCUGCCAUCGUUCCUAGGUGGAAGGACGGUGUCAUCUCCUUCAGGAAUGUAUUCGUCUCCCGAAGGCCAGGCCAAGUCAAGUCAUCUGUUAGCAAGGGAUCAUCAUCCAAUGCUGCUGCAGUUGCCGCUGCUGAAAGAGGAACCGAUAAGGAGGCCCCCGCUCCCGUUGAGGUGGAUGAUGGCAACUAUACGCAAUUUGACCUUACGUUAAACGCCGUUAAUGUCACGCUCUCGUUCGUCAAGUGGUGGAAUGGUAGGGGUCUACUUAAAGAUGUUGAGAUCAAAGGUGUUCGAGGAGUUGUGGAUAGGACCUCAGUGAGGUGGUCCGACGAGCCUGCUGAUCCCUUAUCAUACCGCCAUGAGCACAAUCCUGGCGAUUUUGAAAUCGACUCAUUCAAACUAGAGGACUUACUCCUCACUAUUCACCAACCGGGCGGGUUUCGACCUUUCCCUGUGAGUAUCUACUCCUGCGAACUUCCUCAGUUGAGGAAACAGUUCUUGUUUUACGACUUUUUAGCCGCCACCCAUAUGUCUGGAUCAUAUGAUGGCUCGCUCUUUACGAUACAUCCUCGCCAGAUCCACGGCGUUCCUGCUGGCCGCGAGCACAUGUCAUCCGAUCCAUUAGGGGAGCCAGAUGUCUGGAAAAAGUAUAGCCGCAUCCGGAUAGACGGACUGAAGAUUGAUCAUCUCAACCGGGGAGUCGAAGGUCCUUUUGGAUGGAUUUACGAAGGCAAUGUUGAUAUUGUUGCCGACAUAAGAUUCCCAGCCGAUGACGACGACGGCAUCACAAAAGUGAUGUCUGAAUUUUACGACCGCCUCGAGGAAGCAGUUACGUCAAACCGCUACAUUCGCAUUCUUGAUCUUGACAAGCCCCGUCGACAGGAAGAGGUUAUUUUUAACGCCCCGAGUCACUUACAUUCUAACGAGGAAGCAAACGAGGUUAAUGGUACUACCACACCUAUUAGCCCCCCACCUAACAGUAGCCCAACCCAAACGCAAUCUACCCCAUUAACCUCGUCGGCUUCCGACGAAGAACCCCCGCGAUACGUUGUCAUAGAUCUACGUAUCCACUUAAACGACGUGAAGGCCACCGUCCCCGUCUUCACGUCCAACCUAUCGUACGUAAACCAAGCGCUAGUGCGGCCCAUCGUGGCAUACAUCAACGCGAAGCGCACGUACAUCCCCAUCAACUGCCGUAUUGUCAAGCGUGUCUCCGACUUCGAUGGUGCCUGGACUAUCUACGACUGCGGGCUCAUGGAUGAUGCCUCCGCCGAGAUGUAUACCGCCUUCGCCCGCGACGUCGAGGACCAGCAGAGCCGCGUCCGCCGCCUCAAGAAGGUCGGCUUCUGGACCCUAAGUCUCGCCGUUCACGCCCUCUUCAUGGGCAUGGCCGGAAACGUCAUAUAAAUAAGACGCCGGGAUAGCUCCUCUUCUCUCUCUCCUUUACCCCUAUGUACAUAAAACGGCUAUGAAAUGGAUUAUGUGACAAACGGGAAUAUGUAUGUAUGGGAAGAUAGGGGAAAAUGGGGGUUCGCGUAUGACUUAUAUUCGGAGGGUUAGGGCAUAUCAUUUAUCUACCUACGCAGGUAUGGAGUUAUCAUGGCGUCUGGCGUCUGGAGUAGUUACGGCUUUAUCCGCGGAUCCCAUUCUUGUUUGGAUCGUCCUUGAGAGUCGGAAAUACCCCACUUAAGUAGUAGAAGUAA
Molecule: messenger RNA, 2894 nt
Organism: Daldinia loculata
Lineage: Eukaryota; Fungi; Ascomycota; Sordariomycetes; Xylariales; Hypoxylaceae
Product: mitochondrial distribution and morphology proteins-domain-containing protein
Exons: 2
Coding region: 271-2598 (775 amino acids)
Biological process (GO): mitochondrion inheritance
Cellular component (GO): mitochondrial inner membrane
Source: RefSeq, a predicted model, not a curated record